AUGCGACGAAGCACUCAAUUGUCCAUCAUUCAUCACAUUCGACAACCGUGCCAAAGCAAUGUCCCCAGAAUUUGCGAUGCUCCGAACCUUGAAACAACAGCAACGUCAACGACAAAACUCUUCUCGUGGAACUCACAGUGGACGUGUCUCCGAAGUUAUUCAAACGGAAGAAGACUCGGCCGACGAUUCUCAGGAAUAACUUCAAUCUCUGCUCGUCACUUCUCUACAAAAUCCUCUCCAUUCCUCGACACCUCAUCUAAUAAUAACAUUUCCAAUGAUAAGAAGAAAACACCUAGUCGUUCGCCAGACUUUAGCAAUAUUCCGGGUGCACGUAUCCCAAAAUCGAUGCCAAAAAGGACCCGAUUCCUAGAAAUCAGUAAGCAGCAGGCCGACGAGGCAUUCAGAAGUUGUCUUGAAAUGGUUCGAAAACACGAUAUCGACAGUUAUCUAGCCAUUUUGACUAUCAAUAAACGAGCACAGCCAGAAAUUGUCGCGCUUAACGCACUGAACGUCGAGUUGGCUUCAAUUCGUGACAAAGUGGACACAAGAAAAGGAGACGCUUCAGCAAUGUAUCGCCUUCAAUUCUGGAAGGAUGCUAUUUCAUCAAUCUACGGAAUAUCUCCACUUCCUGUACCACGUCAACCUGUUGCUAUUGCUCUGUGCUCUUUCGCCGCUGGUGCCAACUCUGACAUGCUUCUGAAACUGGUUGAAACUCGCCAGUCAACAAUUGGUGAUAGGCAGUUUUCUGAUAUUAAUGCUUUAUGCGAAUAUGGCAAAUCAACAAUCGGGUCUCUUCUGUGCCUACAAAUCGAUGCUCUUGCUCGUAACUCUCCAGAAACUAAAGUACUCCCAAUGGCCUACGAUGUUGCAAAAGAUCUCGGAGCCGCGUAUGCUAUCGCCAAUAUGAUUCGUGCCACACAUCCACUACUGGCUCGUGGAAUCGUUCUUCUACCAGCUGAUGUGAUGUCUUUAAAUGGUGCCACACCGGAUAGUCUUUAUAAAAAGAAGAAGCUCGAUGAGAUGGUUGGAAUGACAAAAGAUCUGGUCAACGAGUCAAAACGAUUACUUAUUGAUGCUCGAAGUCCGAUAGAAAUGGUACCGAAAGCUGUGAGACCUGCGCUUGCAGCCACUGGAGCCACAACUGACUAUAUCAUUAAAACAAUCGAAAAGAAUAAUUAUGACAUCUACUCUCCUCAUCUUCAACGUCGAAAUCCACUUCUUCUCUGGUCACUUUUGGUUCGAAAACUGUGCUCAAAAUAUUAAAAUGUUAUAUUUUUCGUGUUUUUUCUUCAUCUUCAUCUUCUUUUUUUUUCUUUCCUCUUUCCCUUUCCCCUUCUCCCCAUUUCGUGUUCUCUCUCUCUCAUUCGAAUAGUUAUAUUUAUAUUUAUGGCAUCAAGUAAAGAGCUUACAAUCAGU
Messenger RNA from Caenorhabditis elegans, 1416 nucleotides. RefSeq names its product Phytoene synthase (gene nuaf-6). The record is from RefSeq and is marked reviewed. Bases 1 to 1263 code for a protein of 420 amino acids. The transcript has 4 exons. Lineage: Eukaryota; Metazoa; Nematoda; Chromadorea; Rhabditida; Rhabditidae.